Molecule: messenger RNA, 1237 nt
Organism: Anastrepha ludens (Mexican fruit fly)
Lineage: Eukaryota; Metazoa; Arthropoda; Insecta; Diptera; Tephritidae
Product: malate dehydrogenase, mitochondrial-like
Exons: 4
Coding region: 104-1126 (340 amino acids)
Biological process (GO): tricarboxylic acid cycle; carboxylic acid metabolic process
Cellular component (GO): mitochondrion; cytoplasm
Molecular function (GO): L-malate dehydrogenase (NAD+) activity
Source: RefSeq, a predicted model, not a curated record
GUCAAUCAAUAUUGUAAACAAGAAAAAAAUAAUUAAACUUUUUCAUUCAUCAAAAUACAUAGACACAUACAUACUUAUUACUAUAUGAAAGACAAUAUCAAAGAUGCUGCGAAAAACGCAUAUUCUGCUUGCUUCACUUUCCAGCAUCGCUCGACAAUUCUCUACAACACAGAUGUGCAAGAACCGAGUUUGUGUCAUUGGCGCCGGCGGUAAUGUGGGUCAACCACUCUCGUUGUUGCUGAAACGUGAUAGUCUCGUGACAAGUCUCGCGCUGUACGACCUAAAAAUGGUGACUGGUGUGGCGCUGGAUAUUCGGCAUAUGGACACAAAUGCUCAAGUGGAAGGGCACGAAAAAGUAGAAAAUCUACCAAAAGCGCUGGAUUGCGCUGAAAUUGUAAUUAUCGUUGCUGGUCAUCCAAGCAAGAAGGGAGUGGCAGAUGAUGAGCUUUUAAAAAAGAAUUCCAGUAUUAUUGUAGAGAUUAUGCCGAAAAUCGCAGAGUUCUGCCCCACAGCAUUGAUUGCAGUGGUUACAAGUCCAAUCAACUCGCUCGUACCGUUAGCAGCAGAGAUACUAAAAACGAAAGACGCUUACGAUCCCAACCGCUUGUUUGGUGUCACCACGCCCAGUGUGGUGCGUACGCGCUAUUUUAUGGGGGAUGUAUUGCAAAUAGAUCCCGCUAGAGUGAACGUACCCGUCAUUGGCGGCAACUCUAAAUGUACCAUCCUACCGGUAAUCACACAGUGCAAGCCAAUUUAUAAGUACGAGGAUGAGGAUGAUGUGCUGCCUAUAGUUAAAAAAAUUCGCGAGGCUGAAGAGGAGGUGGCAAAGGCAAAGGGUGAUAGUGCAGCCUCGCUGGUCAUCGCGCACUCUAUCGCUAAAUUCACGCACUCACUGCUGCUGGGUCUUGGGGGUGUGGGUGAGCCAAUUGAGUGCUCGUUUGUAGAAUCGUUUGUUACCGAAUGCGAAUUCUUCGCUACGCCUCUGAGACUGGGCAGGAAGGGUAUUGAAAGGAAUUUGGGUAUACCGGAUUUGGCUAAGUUCGAAGACGACUGGCUAAACGAAUUGAUACCGGAACUGAAGGAAAGUAUCAAGAAAGGCAUGGAAUAUGCGAAGAGCAAGAAGUGAGUUGAGCUUGUCGAGUGGGAAGUGGGUAGCAGGAAGCAAAGCAGAUAAUUUCACUUUACAAGAGUUUUUGUUUUAUUUUAUUUGUUUAAUUCGUAUUUCGGAUUAGUUUGU